AUGCUUUUUCUUUUUUCGCUGGCUGCUUUGUGCGCAACGACGUUUGCUGCCAAUGUCGACUACAAGGGAGGCAUCUAUGGAGGUGAGAGUACUGAUAAAGGACCUGGUUGGAGUGAUUGGGCGUCAACGACUUCAGUCUUGUCCUCAAGCUCUGGAUGCUCGAUGAUUACAGUCACUUGCACGGUCUCACCACCAUGUCCGCCAUAUGCGACCUCGACCGUGACAAGUACGAUCGAUACGACGACCACUCUACCAGGGCAGACCGUAACAAGCACAACGACUUACACAGAAACCGUCACUCAUACUGUGUCCACAUCUUGUAAACCGAGCCCAACACCUGCACCAUGCAAUGGCACGAUCAAUUUCGACGUGCUUCUCAUCGCCCUAAAAGCGUACUUCGACACAACUUUCAUUGAAGAACUUAACGCGACUUUGGUCGAAUCGAUCUCGAACACUUUCACCAAGGUCGUAGGCGUUGAAAUCGACAAUUCGGUGCAUAAAGCAAUCAGUAAGGAGUUCGUUGAUAUCAGCGCUACGUUCUCUGAGUUCGAGGAGAAUAUUACUCAGAGCGUCAACAUCUCCAUGGACAGCAGUCUUCAGCGCUAUGUUGACAAUACACUCAUUACCACUAUAGACCAGUCCAUCGACAAGACCAUCACCAAGUCAUUCAACCAAGAUAUCCUGACCAAUAUCAACGAAACGUUCUUUGCAGCUUUCCAUAACUAUACCUACAACACCAACAUUACGCUCGACGAAUCCUCGUUGCACUACUUAAACUCAUCGAUCUCAGACGUCAUGUACGGAUACGUGCACACUCAAUUCACGGAAAAGGAUUCCUCAUUGAAUCAAGAUAUGCGCCAAAUCAUCUCAUACAACGAUAGCCCAUGGUAUGCCAUUGCUAUUCUGACACUACUGAUCAUCUUCGGCAUCUUGACGCUCGCUGGGAUGCUUUGGCUGAUCUUUCGCAAUCCCAAGCCUCACAAGAAGAUGGGGCACUGCCCAGAUUGUGGCGCGCCGCAGGAUCAGUGUGCCUGUGGGACGUAA
This is a messenger RNA of Exophiala xenobiotica, 1044 nucleotides long. RefSeq lists its product as uncharacterized. NCBI's taxonomy places the organism in Eukaryota, Fungi, Ascomycota, Eurotiomycetes, Chaetothyriales, Herpotrichiellaceae. Bases 1 to 1044 code for a protein of 347 amino acids. The record is from RefSeq and is a predicted model, not a curated record. The transcript has a single exon.